Molecule: messenger RNA, 825 nt
Organism: Tachyglossus aculeatus (Australian echidna)
Lineage: Eukaryota; Metazoa; Chordata; Mammalia; Monotremata; Tachyglossidae
Product: olfactory receptor 14A2-like
Exons: 3
Coding region: 1-825 (274 amino acids)
Biological process (GO): G protein-coupled receptor signaling pathway
Cellular component (GO): membrane
Molecular function (GO): odorant binding; olfactory receptor activity
Source: RefSeq, a predicted model, not a curated record
AUGAAGAAGUAUGCAACUAUUCCUUUCUGUAAAUUAUGCCCCUUCUCUGAGACUCCUUGGACAGUCCACAGAUUCUCCCAGAACGUGACCAACAUAACCACUGUGACCGAAUUCUUCCUGCUGUGGUUCUCAGACAUCCGGGAGCUGCAGCUGGCCCACUCCACGCUGUUCCUCCAGGUCUAUCUGGUCUUGUUGGUGAUUUUGUUAGUUGGUGCGGAACUGCUCAUCCUCACGCUAAUGUUCUACAACCGCUACGUGGUUAUCUGCCUCCCACUGUGCUAUAAUGUCACCAUAAACCGAGAGACCUGUUUAAAGAUGGCCACUUCCUCCUGGAUCGGCGGGGGUAUAUUUGGGGUGAUGUACACGGCGGGGCCAUUCUCCCUGCGCUUCUGUGGGUUGCCUGUUGCUCCACAAUUCUUCUGUGAUGCCCCUUCCUUGCUGAUGGUCUCAUGUUCUGAGACUCACGUGGUUUUUAAUUUCAGCUUGGCCUCUGGGUUUGUUUGUUCUUCAUUCUCCUCUGUCUCCUUCGUCACCUUGUAUAUCCGCAUCUUCUGGGCCGAGCUGAGGAUGCCUGCCACCGAGGGCCGGGGAAAGGCCUUCUCUACCUGCUUACCCCACCUCACUAUCGUCACUGUUUUUCUCUUUACGGCUUCGGUUGCCUUUCUUAAACCUCCCUCAGACUCCCCCUCAGCCGUGGACCUGCUGGUGUCCCUGCUCUACACCACGGUAACGCCCCUCCCUGAACCCCCUAAUCUACAGCCUGAGGAAAAGAAUCUUGAAGGCUGCCCUGGAGAAGGUCCUGAGUGGGGGAUCCAUUCCCUCUGA